Messenger RNA from Bombina bombina (fire-bellied toad), 1498 nucleotides. Its product is annotated as gastrula zinc finger protein XlCGF26.1-like. Gene Ontology annotation, molecular function: DNA-binding transcription factor activity, RNA polymerase II-specific; RNA polymerase II cis-regulatory region sequence-specific DNA binding. The coding region runs from base 99 to 1355 and encodes 418 amino acids. Gene Ontology annotation, biological process: central nervous system development; regulation of transcription by RNA polymerase II. Gene Ontology annotation, cellular component: nucleus. The record is from RefSeq and is a predicted model, not a curated record. The transcript has 2 exons. NCBI's taxonomy places the organism in Eukaryota, Metazoa, Chordata, Amphibia, Anura, Bombinatoridae.
GACACGACCAGAGCACUGAGAGAUAUCAGGUAUUGAUGUAACUGGAGUGAAUAAGGGAACCUUUUUCCUGAACACAGACAUUGGAGCCUGUUAUCAGCAUGAACUCAUAUGUGUUAGACAAACACGUCAAUAGUUCAUAUCAAUCCUUCACUACAGUCUUAGAUACCAAUGACUAUUCACAAGCAUUGGGGAUAUCACAGCAGAUAUUUAGAGAAGAUGGUGAAUUGACUGGAACUGGGCAGCAAUCACUAUGUACAGAGAGUAAUUUAGUCAUCAAACAAGAGGACAACAUUUAUGCCUUAUCUAGUGAAAUGAUUAUCCCCGAGGAUAAACCACACACAUUUACUGAGUUUUCAAAACCUAUUAAAGAAGGGAAAAGUCUACAGUCUAGCCAAAUGAUUCAUACAAAGGAGAAACCUUUUCAAUGUACAGAGUGUGAGAAAAGCUUUAGAUGGAAGUCUCAUCUACUAGAACACCACAAAAUUCACACCGGUGAGAAACCACACACAUGUACUGAGUGUGGCAAAUGUUUUACACAAAUGAAUUAUCUCAACACUCAUGAAAGGAUUCACACAGGAGAAAAGUCAUUCACUUGUAUGGAGUGUGGAAAAAGUUUUACACAAAUAAGUACUCUGAAAACUCAUGAAAGGAGUCACACAGGAAAAAAGCUUUUCACGUGUACAGAGUGUGGAAAAAGUUUUAUGCAAAUGACUAGUCUGAAAUAUCAUGAAAGGAUUCACAAAGAAGAAAAGCCUUUCACAUGUUCAGAGUGUGGAAAAAGUUUUACACAAAAGAGUGAUCUGAAAACUCAUGAAAGGAUUCACACAGGAGAAAAGCCUUUCACAUGUACAGAGUGUGGAAAAAGUUUUACAGAAAAGAGUAAUCUGAAAACUCAUGAAAGGAUUCACACAGGGGAAAAACCUUUCACAUGUACAGAGUGUGGGAAAGGUUUUACACAAAUUAAUCAUCUGAAAACUCAUGAAAGGAUUCACACAGAAGAAAAGCCGUUCACAUGUACAGAGUGUGGAAAAAGUUUUACAGAAAAGAGUACUCUGAAAACUCAUGAAAGGAUUCACACAGGAGAAAAGCCUUUUAAAUGUACAGAUUGUGGAAAAAGUUUUACACUAAAGAGUAGUCUGAAAGCUCAUGAAAGGAUUCACACAGGAGAAAAGCUUUUUACAUGUACAGAGUGUGGAAAAAGUUUUACACUAAAGAGUACUCUGAAAAAUCAUGAAAGGAUUCACACAGGAGAAAAGCCUUUCACAUGUACAGAGUGUGGAAAAAGUUUUACAACUAUGAGUACUUUGAAAACUCAUGAAAGGAUUCACAAGGGAAGAAACCUUUCACAUGAUUAGAAAGUGGAAAAAAGGUUUUUAUUGAAAUCAGGUAUCACAGAACAGCAAAUAUUUACACACAAAUAAACUUUUUAAACACAGUGUACCAACCUUUUUACAAUUAUCGUAAAGAGGACAAACUCUCUAAAUGGAAGCAUUAAAAA